Molecule: messenger RNA, 1167 nt
Organism: Kazachstania africana CBS 2517
Lineage: Eukaryota; Fungi; Ascomycota; Saccharomycetes; Saccharomycetales; Saccharomycetaceae
Gene: YSC83
Product: Ysc83p
Exons: 1
Coding region: 1-1167 (388 amino acids)
Source: RefSeq, a predicted model, not a curated record
AUGGUUUCCAUGGAAAAUAGAGGCAAUGAAGAUUUCGUUGACAGAGUAUUCGAUCUGGGCACAAGGUACAUAGAUAAGUGUUACCGGUUAAUUGAUAGUUCGGGACAGGCGGUUGUAGAUAGGUUGAAAGAUAUGGCAGAAGAUUGGGCAUUGACUCCUUCGGGAAAUAUCCCUGAAAGGACCGGCACGAUGGGAGGUAGUAUGCUUCGGAAGCUGUUUCCUGGCUUGAAUGGUAGCCAAUGUGGUAAGAGCCAGUACUGGCUUUACGGUUUGGGGACUUCAGCUACUGUUUUGGUGCUUUUCUGGAAGCUAGCAUCUAUUCCGUCUCGUUUACCUCAAAAUGAGUCUCUUUGCGUACUGAUACUCGGCGAUAUGAGCGAUCCAAUUGUCAGAUCGCAAGUCAUGGAUCUAUAUGCAAGACGUUUCACGGUGUUUAUAUGCUCUGAAAAUGCUGAAAAGUUCAAGAAAUAUAAAGACGAAACAGAUUUCCUGAUACCCAUAGAUGCUUCCUCUUCCACUGAUCUUCAAAAGUUCAUUGACUAUUUGAAUAGUUCUAGCCUCCCAAAUGGGAGACUAGCAUCAAUUUUGUUCAUGCCAAAUCUUUCCUAUCAACCUUCAGGUGAACUGUCAAUGGAAGCUUUACAAUAUGAAAUCAAAUCAAACAUUUUGAUAUCGUAUAACACACUAAUUAAAUUACUACCACAUUUACUGACUACUUCUAGGAAUAAAACUCAGUUAAUAUUAUUCAAUCCUUCAUUGUCUUAUAAUUUGCAAAUGUCAAACCAUCCUACAGAACUUUUCAUAUCUGGGUUUGUGAGUUCUAUCUAUCAUUCUUUGCAAAAAUAUGAUUCUCUGAAUGUAAUGAUGAUCCAUUUGGGUUUAUUCCAGAUUCAAGGUCAAUUAUCAAACUAUAAAUACUUAAAAUGGUCUGGUUCAAGUAUUCAAUCCGGCUUACAUUCUCCUGUGUAUAAGAUAAUAAUGUCAGCCAAUGGAACUCCUGUCCAGAAACUUUUACUUUGGUUCCGAACUUUGUUCGGUCGUCACCCUGUUUUCUUUCUGGGAAGAUUGAGCUUCAUUUCAACUUGGUCAAUAUUCCCAUUAAUGUUAAGGUUCAAGCGGUUUUUAUCAGCCAAGAAUAGGCAAGUAAGAAAUUUUUUCUAUUUGUAA